CCGAAUCAAAUCUCCGGGGGAUUUUUGGAGUGGCACUCAAAAACCCUAACCCUAAUCCCCUCUUUGCUUUUUUCUUCUUCUUCUUCUUCAUAAAUAAUAAUAAUAAUAAUCGCUGAAACAUAAUAAGAAAAAUAUUAAAUAUAAUAAUUAGGGUUUUGUGGUGAAUAAAGUAAAAAGGGGGGAUGGAUUCAUCAGACGAAGGGAAGCUGUUCAUAGGAGGGAUAGCAUGGGACACGACUGAAGAAACCCUGAGUGAUUACUUUUCCAAAUACGGCGUCGUUUCUCAAACUGUUAUUAUGCGUGAUAAAACCACCGGCCGUCCACGUGGCUUCGGUUUCGUCGUUUUCUCAGAUCCUUCUGUUCUUGAUUCUGUUCUUCAAGACAGACACACUAUUGAAGGCCGCACUGUGGAAGCAAAGAGAGCUUUAUCCAGAGAAGAACAGCAAACAUCUCGACCAGGAAAUAAUAUUGCAAGAAGCUCUGGAGGAUCGGGAAAUUAUAGGACGAAAAAGAUUUUUGUGGGUGGAUUGCCAUCCACUUUGACCGAGGAACAGUUUCGGCAGUACUUUGAAGCAUAUGGUGAUGUAACUGAUGUAGUAAUAAUGUUUGAUCAAAACACUAACAGGCCUCGAGGAUUUGGUUUUAUCUCAUUUGACACAGAAGAUGCCGUUGAUAGAGUUGUGCAGAAGACCUUCCAUGAACUGAAUAAUAAGCUUGUUGAGGUGAAACGUGCACUUCCUAAAGAUGCAAACCCUGGUGGUGGAGGUGGUGGUGGUCGUGCUGGCGGCUAUCAAGGUAACAAUGCUGGUUCAUAUGAUAAUCAAAUGGAUGGUAAGAGAUUCAUGCAGCAGAAUAAUGCUGGUGGUGGCUACCCGCCAUAUUCUGGGUACGGACAACCAAGUUAUGGUUUUGGAGGCCCAAAUCCUAAUGCUGGUUAUGGAGGAUAUGGGAGUUACGGCGUUGGUGGUUAUGGCAGUGCUAAUACUGGCUAUGGUGGUCCUACCGGAGCAUAUGGAAACCCAAGUGCAAUGAAAACUUCAUGGGGUGGUCAAAGUCCUGGUUAUGGUGGGACAGGCUAUGGUCCGAAUGUGGGAUAUGGAGCUAAUGCUCCUUGGAAUGCUGCUGGAGGUGGUCCUGCUGCUUCUGCACCAAUGAGUCAAUCUGCAAGUGGAGCUUCUGGGUAUGGUGGUCAGCCCUAUGGUUACGGAAACUAUGGCAGUAAUGAUGGGUACAAUGGCAACCCAGGUGGAUAUGGAGCUCCUGCCGGUGGGCGGUUUGGGCCAGGAGGUGUACCAAGCAUAGAUCAGCAAGGGCCAGGUGCUGGUGGCAAUAUGGGGAGUGGUUAUAAUGGGCAACCUGGCUACUCUAAUGCAGGAUGGAGAUCAGACUCUUGAACCGUUUCUGGUUUCAGUUGAUCUGAACAGUGAUUGGAUUGGUGUCAUUGACAUCCAUGGUCAAGCUUGAAUGAUGCUUGAUGGAAAGAAGCUGAAACUGGUUGGAUUGCUUAAAUCUCUGUAGUAUGUUUUUAAUCAUCUAUUUUGGUAAUAUUGGUACAACUAGCUGUAUGUCCUUUUUAAGUUUGUUAGGUCGUAUUGUGUUUGGUGAGAGUUUGUUAUAGUUAUGUGUGCUUUUCUUCAUAAAAUGCUUCUAUCUUUUUCAUUGUUAA
Messenger RNA from Erigeron canadensis, 1666 nucleotides. RefSeq names its product heterogeneous nuclear ribonucleoprotein 1-like. Lineage: Eukaryota; Viridiplantae; Streptophyta; Magnoliopsida; Asterales; Asteraceae. The coding region runs from base 183 to 1394 and encodes 403 amino acids. Gene Ontology annotation, molecular function: RNA binding. The transcript is spliced from 2 exons. The record is from RefSeq and is a predicted model, not a curated record.